Messenger RNA from Dendrobium catenatum, 1594 nucleotides. Its product is annotated as protein NETWORKED 3C. The transcript is spliced from 4 exons. Gene Ontology annotation, molecular function: actin binding. The coding region runs from base 309 to 1451 and encodes 380 amino acids. The record is from RefSeq and is a predicted model, not a curated record. NCBI's taxonomy places the organism in Eukaryota, Viridiplantae, Streptophyta, Magnoliopsida, Asparagales, Orchidaceae.
UCCGCUGAAGCGUAAAAAAGUAUACAUUCCUUUCCCUCCCUCUAUCUCUCUCUAAAUGCACUGAAACCGCCAUUACUAAUACUUGAAAAGGCAGCACCUGAGCGUCAAGGACGAGAGAUUACCUCUCUUCCUCACUCUUUGCGAGAAACAGAGCUUUCCAAGCAGAGGAGGAAGAGCGAGAAGAAGAUCGGAAGCAACGAAGCGUGGAUCCCUGCUGGGCUAUGGGAUUGAAACCGAAGAGGCUGCUCGGGAUUUGAAACCGAAGCGGAAAUUUUGGAAGUGAUCAGCUGACCCGCCCGAAUCACGAUAUGGAAGCAAAAAUGGUAGGACUCAAGAAGGUAUCGCAGUGUUGGUGGUUUGACAGCCAUAAUUCAGCAAAGCGCUCUCCAUGGCUACAGUCAACUCUUACAGAACUGGAAAAUAAGAUCAAAGGGAUACUAAAUCUGAUCGAAGGAGAUGCCGAUUCGUUCGCGCAGCGUGCAGAGAUGUACUACAGGAAAAGGCCAGAGCUGGUGAAUAUGAUCGAGGAUUUCUAUCGCUCUUACCGCUACGUGGCUGAGCAGUUUGAACUACUAAGAUCUGAAGUAGGAACCCGACGCAUGACAUUAUUCAAGACUGAUUCCUUAAAUCAAAGCAUUUCUCAGAAGACAUGGGAUUCAACAGAGGUGGAUGAUUAUCCUGAAUCUGAGGUUUCUGAAGUUGACAAUCCUGAGCCAGAAGAAGGCGACCAAAUGGAGAAUGAAGAAUUUGAAGACAUUAGGAGGAACCUAGAAGCCAAAUCCACAGAACAACCCCUAAUCUUUUAUAGCUCUGUAACAGCAGAAGCUGAAAUCGAUGGUAAGAUCAACCUGUCUUCAAAGAGGAUCUCUUAUUCUUUUGGAAGCAAGCAAAUGGAGAAUAAUGAUCAUGAUUUUGAGCAUCAAUAUGAAAUCAAGUUGAUGGAGCUACCUUUCAGAAAUGAGAAUGAUAAGUCCAUAAAUGGAGGAUUAGUGGUUUGCUCCAGGAACACAAGAUCCUUGUCAAUGCCUCCAUCAGAUCUUCUUGAUUCAAAGGAGUGUGAAAAAACUUGCCAUUAUGAAGGCAAUGAAACCAUUUUCGAAGGCGAAUUAGAAGAUCACAAGUCUGAAGAUCUCGAAACCAAAGAGCUGUUUGAGAAGAUUGUUGAUAAUAUGGCCAAGCUGACAAAUGAAGUUGAAAGUCUCAAAAUGGAGAAGGAGACUCUCAUGGCUGAACUAGACAGGAAAGAUGAGGAGAAGAGGCAUGUAAUCAGAGAGCUCUCAUUGACAGUUGAGAUUAUGAAGGAAGAGAAUACUAUCUUAAAGAAGUUUAUCAAGGAUUCCAAGAAAAGUGGCAGUAUUUUUGAGUUCAAGAAAUUGAAGGAAGCUUUUUCAGGGACAAGGAGUUUGUUUGGUUUCACUUCACGGUUUCAGGCUUCGCUUGUUGCUCUUUGAUUAUCCUUUUUAGGUAUAUAGAACUAUAGAAGCAGACUCUUAUCUAAUUAUUAAAUUUAUUGCAUUUAGUAUGUGAUCUUUUGUACACUAUUUGCAACUUGUUCUAUUUUAAUUAUCAGUAUGUUAUGUUAGAACUAUUUGAA